This is a messenger RNA of Mus caroli (Ryukyu mouse), 3602 nucleotides long. RefSeq names its product dynein axonemal assembly factor 8 (gene Dnaaf8). The record is from RefSeq and is a predicted model, not a curated record. Gene Ontology annotation, molecular function: dynein complex binding. Gene Ontology annotation, cellular component: dynein axonemal particle. NCBI's taxonomy places the organism in Eukaryota, Metazoa, Chordata, Mammalia, Rodentia, Muridae.
GCGGCUGAGGCGAGUGGGAGACCGCGGAAACCCACGCGACGAUGGGUGGGUCCCGGUUGCGGGUGGCAGGGAAUGAGAUCCUCCCCUCGGCUCUAGCACGGACUGCCUGGUCCCGCUGCCUUCCAGUUCCCUUGACAACGACGCCUGGCGCGGGGCGGAGCGAGGCGGGGCCAACUGGCUUUGAGGAGAAACACUGAGCCGCUCGGUCUUCUGAGCCUUCCUUCAACCCUCCCCGCCUUGCACACCUAAAGGACGACCAGUCCUGGGCGGCCCCCUUCACUUCGGUGAUUCUGUGUCCUACCGCCAAAGCCCCUGGUAGGAAACAUCUUUUGGACUCCUUGAUGAUGACAGACGGUGUCCUUUGAGUCCUGGCCCCCAUGACAUCCAAAGACAAAGCAGUGGUGUCCUUGCCAGUUUCUCCCUGGGAUGCCAUCCUUGAGGCUGCCAAAGACCAGCUGCCAUCUCUGGAUUCAGACUCGUCCCUGUCUGACCGUGAGGAAGAAGAGCCCUUCAUCUUUCAGCGGAACGAGCCUGUCCUGAUUCCAGACCUGACUGAGGAGCUGGCUGAAGACCCUGUUGGUGUCGAUGAGUCAGGGACCUGGGUUACUGCAGGGAGGAGUCCUUCACCUGAGCCACUUCUGAUUCCUGGGAGAUUAGCCAUAGAGCCCAGAAGUGAAUGGAUGGUAACAUCAGAGGACUUGGCCCAUCAGGAAAGAAGAGACCCUGGCUGGUCCUGCUGUGUCAAGAGCAGCCCAGUCCUUGUGGAUGCCGAGGAGGCGCACAACUGGCUGGAAGGAAGCCUUAGAAGCCCGUCUAACCCCAAAGGAUCCCUGAGUCCCCCAUGGUGUUCCCAGGGAGAGGCCACCUUUCCUUCAGCAGGAGAGCUGGAGACAGAGCCCUCAGAUACUGACUGUAGAAAGGCUGCAAAGCGCAGAGCCCUCCGCAGGGAUAGGAGGAAAAUGAUAGAGAGAGAGAUCCUUCAGAAAGUGACCCAGGGUGCUCAGAGCCCAGCCUGUGGUGACCAAAGCCAGGCUGCAGAGGUAGGACCCCAGCAAGAAGCAACCUUGGAGCAGUCUCAGGAAGGAUGGCCAGUUCUCUCCCUCAAGCAACUUGAAAGCUGGGACUUGGAUUACAUCCUUCAGAGUCUGCCAGGGCGACAAGACAGCCAGGGCGACAGUGCAUCCAGAAGUGCAUGGUGGUUAGCUGACCGCUGCCAAGACCAAGGACACAGCUCUGGACCCUCCCAGGACAUGCUCCUAGAACAGCUGGCCCUCCUGUGUACCGCUCAGUCCAGAGUCUGCAACCCUACCUGGAAAGUAUCUGCUGACAAGCUCCAAGACACACAAGAACAGGUCGCCGGAAUUAGAAAUGCUUCAGCAAAGCCUGGCUUUCAAACUGAGCGAAUCCAGAAACUAGCAGAGAGUAGGAGGCUGAAGACAGAACCUCCCACCAUCUUCAUGGACCUACGGCAGACAGAACCGUCAGAACCACCAGAACACCAGUCUCAAGAGAGCUCUGAGCAUAGCUCCUCUGACAGUGAGGAGGAGGAAGUGGAGUCAGCAGGCUCAGCACAGGCGCCAUCUUCCUGGGAACAGAGGUACUGUACGGGAAAGAGUCAGCUUCUUCAGCAGCUGAGGGCAUUUCGGAAGGGGGCUGUUCUGGAAACCAAAAUACUCAGGCCCCUGAAGAUACAGCCGGAUCACAAACUCGGAGAAAGAAGCACAUAAAACUCUGAGCCGAGAAGCAGAAAGCCCAAGAUCUAGGGGACCCUGAGACACAGCUGCUCCCUGCUUUGGGGCAGCUACAGGCAGCUCAGGUAAAAGAGCUGAGAAGCAGGUUGGGUGGCAGACUUUCUACCACGCAGCCCUGGCAGUCUCUCCAGGAUGCCUGUUUCUAACAGCAUGGACCUCAGGGGCUGGGACCCUUAGUCUAGACCCCACGCAGCCAGCUCAAGCAUAGUUAAACCUUUGUUGUGGUGUUGGCAACUGCAUCCGGGCCUCUCCCGAUCCCAUAUUUAAACACAUUUAUAGUUUCCUAUAGAAAAUUUCCCCAGGUUCCUGGACUCCUGGCAUUUCAUGUACCUGAGUUAACACACCGAUACAGAUCUGACGGAAAGGGAGCAAGAACUGAAAUUUGCUUUCUCUUUUUAACUGAGACACAAAAGCACACAUAGGUUUCAGGCCACUCCAAAUCAAAGGUGGCACCAAUCUUUGCUGGUCUGAAUAGAAUACCAUACUUCCUGGGAGUUCUAACACUGUGUGAAAUGCAGUGGUACCCAGUCUCCCUUUCUGGGUACCCAGUAACAGCUGUGUGAUCAGCCAAGACCUGGUCCUCACGGGACACCUGAGCUUCCUCCACCUGUUACUUUGCAAGCCUGGCCCCACCACCAACACCCCACAGACUCCAUCUUUAGGACUAUUUUGUACUUGCUGUCUCAGCCCCUUUGGUUUCCUGCCACUUCAUCUCUCAAGAGUCUGCCCCAGGCUGCUCCAUGAAAGAGCAGAGAAACCACUAUGGAGGUAGGGUGUGGGUGGUGUGGGAGGGUACUUGGCAUCUAACAUGUUUUAGCAUUUGGAUGGAGGGCUGGUGCUACUGCCAGCUGCCCAGCUGCUAAAGAUAAGCAAGAAUCUGUGUCAGGCUUUGAGCCACACAAAGAUCAGGUCCUAUGGCAGGUCACUGGUAGGCAGCAUUAAGCCCACAUAAUCCUGUCCACAAACCCACAGGGGAUGCUACCAUAGUUCCAAUCCCAAGACAUGUCCUUUCGAAGCCACCUGCAAGUUGGGCCUCUGCCAAGACCACAGGUAGCCUCCCUGUACACGGACUCCAGCCUGCCCUGCCCACGUGCUGAGGUCCCAUGCUUGAACUCCAGGGCAGCGUGACUCCUUCCUCUGCCCAGCAGCCUUCACUUCAUCCACUUAACCGGCAAGAGCAAAGGCAGCCACUGUUCCGAAGCCCACACUCUCCCAGCUCAUAAUGUCAGAAAGCUUGCUGAGAAUGACUCACAGUGACAGACAAUAAACUCUACUGCAGUUUCAGCUGCACCUAGGAAUCACCGGCUUUCAGGAAAGCUGCAGGGUGGUAGUGGGCAAGCAGAUCAGUCCAAAGCCAGAUCUCCACUUGGGCAAUGUCCAUCAUUGCCUCAGAAGAUCAUGCAGGAGAUCAAAGAGGCCAAGAAAGCAAGUACAAAAGAUUCUAAAGGUGGGGUCUUAGGGGUUAUAAAACUAAGGGUCACUUCAUAGGACUGGGUGCAGCGCCAUCACGAUACACACCUGCCACCCAAAACACUCAGGUUUCCUCAUUAGGAACAAGACUACGAGGUAGAGACAGGAUUCCAAACAGAAAGAAGCGGAGGCCCAGUGAACACGGAGGGAAGACAGGCUCCACAUGAGAACCCAAGAAAUGGCCAAUGCCUAUCAGUCCGCUCCCUAUGCCUCAGCAGGGACAUGAACCUAGACCUGGGCUGCAUGGGCAGAGAGGGUCUAGGUCUCUGCUGUUUCCAUGUGCACCCCAAGAGGCCUCGAAGCUGGUCCUGGAGAGAAGAAUCACACCAUACAAAGGCUCAUGACAAGGGCUGGCAUUUACUAUUAAAGAAUAAACAAUAA